UUUUCUCGUCACAAUAAAAACAUUUCAUGAAUUUGUAUGCCUAUAAAUAGCCAUACAUAAACUUCUUAUUUUUCCACACCAUUUUAAAUGAUAUUCACCUGAUUUCUAUUCCGAAAAGCUCAAUUCCCAGCUUAUACCCCAACUUUUUUCCUCUGAAUAGCCACGCAUAAAUAACCUCCUUGUUGAUUGCUCUUUUCUCAAUAUUAGUUUCUAAUUUUACCUUCAAGAAUAUAUCCAUAAGUUGUUAUGGAGAAUUAUGCAGGUGAUGGCAAAUAUGAAGAGGAAUAUGUAGUAAAUACGCGCGGAGUUAAACUUUUCACAUGUCGGUGGUUGCCUGAAAAAGUCGAGCCGAGAGCUUUGAUCUUCUUGUGCCAUGGAUAUGCCAUGGAAUGUAGCAUCUCCAUGAGAGAUUGCGCGACUCGACUGGUUAAGGCAGGAUACGAAGUUCAUGGCAUCGAUUGCGAAGGCCAUGGAAAAUCUUCCGGGCUACAAGGUUUAGUUUCGAGCUUCGAUGAUCUUGUUGACGAUCUUUCCGAACAUUUCACCAAUAUUUGUGAAAGGAGGGAGAACAAGAAGAAGAUGAGAAUAAUAAUGGGAGAGUCAAUGGGAGGUGCCAUGGCCUUACGUUUACAUAGAAAAAAGCCUGAAUAUUGGGAUGGGGCAAUUCUCGUGGCUCCCAUGUGUAAGAUUGCUGAGGAGAUGAGACCUCAUCCAAUGGCAAUAAAAUUAUUGCCAUUUUUGACUCGAAUAAUCCCUACAUGGAAAAUUACACCAACUCCAGAUAUAGUUGACAAUGCCUUCAGGGACCCUCAUGUGAGAGAAGAGGUUAGGUCCAAUCCAUACACACACAAAGGCCGACCACGCUUGCAAACUAGCCACCAACUAUAUCUUGCAAGCUUGGAUUUAGAAAAAAGAUUGCAUGAGGUUUCAUUGCCGUUUAUCGUUUUGCAUGGAGAAGAAGAUAAAGUUACAGACCCGUCUGUGAGCAAGCUCUUGUAUGAGUCGGCUUGUACCAUCGACAAAACCCUUAAGUUGUACCCUCAAAUGUGGCACUCUUUGUCCUAUGGCGAGUUGCCGGAAAACCUAAACAUCGUGUUUUCUGACAUCCUUGAAUGGUUAGAACAUAGGGUUUUUGCAUAUGAUGCUAAAUUGGAGGAGCAUAAAAAGCUCGCUAACGAUAGAGACGUGUCGAAAACAUAAAUCCCUGAUUGGGGAAAGAAACUCGUGCUCCUCGUACUUUGUUUUGCAAGAAUAAUAAUAAGUUUAUGAUGACUUUAUUCGACGAGCUAAAAAAGUCCUGUUGAAAUUGCAACUUUGUUGAAUGGGCUAAAUUUUCAUUUUUAAUACACGGUGUUGGUAAUUUUUCGAAAAACGUUCAAUCAGAUAGAG
Molecule: messenger RNA, 1389 nt
Organism: Striga asiatica
Lineage: Eukaryota; Viridiplantae; Streptophyta; Magnoliopsida; Lamiales; Orobanchaceae
Source: the annotation of a GenBank genome assembly